UGCGACUCUAGGGACGGAGUCUCACUAUUCGAUCACACGUCCGGCGUCUCUGUCGCACCUGCUGCCAAUGCUGACAGUGCAGUUCGCUCGCAGUGGACCACGCAUGAUCCUGCAGCUCGUCUUGCUGUUCGUAGUCACCUGCCGUCUGCUGAGCACACGCACUUUAGCCAGUACGAGCGUGCUAAGACUCUAUAUGACGCUGUUGUUGCGCGCUACUCCUCCCCUGCCACUGCUGCUCUCAGCCGCCUCAUGCCGCCGUACCUGUUCCCUGACCUCGCCGCUUUUGCCACAGUCGCUGACCUCAUUACCCACCUCCGCACCAGUGACACCCGCUACCGCGCUGCGCUUCCUACCGAGUUCUGCGCCAAGAACCCCCUCCCAAAGUACAUCACCCUCUAUUACCUCGUCACCCGGCUCCCUGACUCCCUUCGUUCAGUCAAGGACCACUUCCUCUCCCUUUGCCCCACCACGCUCACUGUUGACCUCCUCGAGGAGCGCCUCCUUGCAGUUGAGAAGAGUAUAGUCGCUGUAGGAGCCUCUCGUGGUGACCCUCGUGCCCCUUUCUUUGAGGGGUGCUCCCCUGUCCCCCUCUUGCCCUCUGUUGCCUCUGCAACUGCUGUCGACCUCGUUGGCACUGAU
Molecule: messenger RNA, 639 nt
Organism: Closterium sp. NIES-65
Lineage: Eukaryota; Viridiplantae; Streptophyta; Zygnematophyceae; Desmidiales; Closteriaceae
Source: the annotation of a GenBank genome assembly